UUUUUAUUCACGUCUUCUUCUGACCGACGUCUAGCGCAACUACGAUGCUUUCCCAAUUUGGACAGGAGUCAUUAGGGCGAACGUUUCAUAUUUUCGGCUAUCACCAUUUCGCUCAAAAAUGGUUAAAUCUGAGCUUCUGGCGCCGCAUGUGGUGUCCACAAAACAAACAGCUUACGGGCUCUGAUGAGUUUCUGGAGUCACAAGAGCCCGCGUUCAAGCCUUACGCUGCGGGUGGAAUGCAGGUCAACCAUAUUCACCGUGACGUAAACUGUGGAGGGCAAGGAUGUGCAAAGGCUGAACGGAAACAUGUUUUACCCUCUUGGUAGUCUGCAGCGUGCACAGGGGUGGCUGAUCGGUGGCUAAAUCUUGAACACGCUGCAGCCAGCGGAAGCAAGUCGCCGUUCAGUCGGGUGUCUGCCGAUCUCGACGCCGCCAGCUGGGCCGAUAUGCAGAACUCGGAGGCAAACAGUGUCGACGUUAACAAGGGGCCAAGCCGGAGCGUCGUUGAACUAUUCUUUUAUAGGACGGGAAUCCCAGAACAGGGUGGACCUUUAGCCAGGAUCGAUGUCGGAGACCAAUAAUCGUGGCGUUGGUUGUCUCGGAGUGGCUCACUCUAAGGUUUUAUGUCCCAGUAAUCUUGAUGCGACGCUAGGAUCAUCUUGAACACGCUCCGACGCCUCCUUUCAACCGACCGUGCAAUACUGCGGGAAGGAUUUCCACAUUUUUGCACCUUAUCACUCCUUCAUCUCACGAGUCACGAAACAUACGGUACCAGUGGGACGAAUGGUCAACGAUGUCAGCGAUUGGCCAAAUGUAUCGAUAGAAGACACGGAAGAACAAAGAGCACAGGCGAAGAAAAUCAGUGACGAAAUAGACGAUGCUAUUCAACGCGAACGGCGGGCCAAAGAGGAGAAACGCCCACCAAGGAAGGUCCUACUUCUAGGUACGUGGGAGGGAACCACACGGAACGCAUCUGAGGUCAACGAACCCCCCUUUGCAGGUCCUUCGCAAUCGGGGAAGUCGACUUUGUUGAAGAAUUUCCAUUUACUAUUUGCCCCAAAGUCAUUUCACGCAGAGGCCGAGGCAUGGAGAGCCGUGAUUCACCUGAACUUGGCUCAAUCGGUAAACUUCAUCCUGGACAAUCUAUCAACACCUAACACAAUCUCUCCCGGAAACAAACUAUUCUUGCGACAAGAUGCUGGUCCCGACGUAGGACAACUACGUAUAAGGCUGUCCCCCUUGCGACAAGUAGAGAUUAGCUUGAACCAAUGUCUUACCGUUGAGCACGAGGCGACACCUCGAAGACCAAUAUCCCUUUAUAAUAAUAUCUUGCGGACCGAAGGCACAUCCAAGUCCUCCAUUCGCGGCGGGUCCGCUUGGAAAGCAUUGGCGAAAAGUCAGACGCUCCAUAGCUCGAUCAAAAGUGAACUGCAAAAGACGCGGUCCAUUCUGGAUGCGUGCCGUGAUGACAUUGUUUCACUGUGGUCGGAUCCCGCUGUUCGUGAACAAUUGAAGAAGCAAGGUACUACUCUCGAGGAUUCAUCUGUUUUCUUCCUGGACAAUGCCUUUCGUGUUGCAGCAAGAGACUAUAUUCCUACGGCUGAUGAUAUCUUGCGCGCACGGUUAGAGACAAUCGGCGUUGAAGAACACCGUAUCGUUAUGGAAACCGCGGAUGCUGGAGAGGAGUGGAUUUUCUAUGACAUAGAGGGAUCUCGAGGGCAGCGAGUAGCAUCGUGGGUGCCUUACUUCGACGAUGUACAUGCCAUCAUAUUCCUUGUGUCCAUGGCCGACUUCGACCAGUCAUUACCUGACGAUCCACAGGUGAACCGCUUCGCGGAUUCUUUCACCCUUUGGAAGACGGUGUGCGAGAAUAAACUCAUUGCACAAACGCCUGUAAUGCUCCUUCUGAACAAGGCUGAUCUGCUUCAAGAGAAACUUUCGGCUGGGAUUUUCUUUGCUCAGUUUGUGAAAGAAUUUGGAGAUCAGCCUAAUGAUCUGAAAUCUGUCUCAAAAUACUUCAAAACCCUCUUCAUGGCCGCUCACGAUAUACACUCACCUAAGGAGAGAAGGCUUUUCGUGCAGACUACUUGUGCCAUCGAUACACAGGCCAUGUCUUUAGUUCUUAGAGAGGUAAAGGAAGUCAUCCUUGUGGCCAUGUUGAAAGGCAACAUGAUAUAAAGUUCGGAUCAUCUGCUUCACUUAUUAUCUCAUAUUUAACUCAUCUUACUGUGCUGUUAUAAUUGACAUCUCCUCGUCUCACGUACACGACAACUAAGUAUGUACUAUCCCCACAUUCUGGCUCCUGCCUUUGUAAUUGUACAUAGACGAAACCAUCUGUAUUCUCCCCACCGUGCAUCCCACCUCACGAACAACGCCUAUCAUCCGUAGACCUCGAGACCGGUCUCGACAACGAUUCUUCGCGCUACCGUCGGCCCCGAGACGAG
Messenger RNA from Somion occarium, 2444 nucleotides. The record is from the annotation of a GenBank genome assembly. NCBI's taxonomy places the organism in Eukaryota, Fungi, Basidiomycota, Agaricomycetes, Polyporales, Cerrenaceae.